Molecule: messenger RNA, 1179 nt
Organism: Urocitellus parryii (Arctic ground squirrel)
Lineage: Eukaryota; Metazoa; Chordata; Mammalia; Rodentia; Sciuridae
Gene: Serpinb11
Product: serpin family B member 11
Biological process (GO): negative regulation of endopeptidase activity
Molecular function (GO): serine-type endopeptidase inhibitor activity
Source: RefSeq, a predicted model, not a curated record
AUGGGCUCCCUCAGCACAGCAAACGUUGAAUUUUGUCUUGAUGUGUUCAAGGACCUGAGCAGUAACAACGUAGGAGACAAUGUCUUCUUUUCUCCACUGAGUCUGCUCUCUGCGCUAAGCAUGCUCCUCCUUGGUGCCAGAGGGAACAGCGCAGACCAAAUAGAAAAGGUGCUUCACUACAAUCAUAUUGCAGAAUUCUUGAAAUCAGAGUUCAGGGACUCAGCUGAGUGCAGUCAAGCGGGAAGGCUGCAUUCCGAGUUUGGACAGCUCCUCUCUCAAAUCAACCAGUCGGGCACUAACUACACCCUCAGCAUAGCCAACCGACUCUAUGGGACAAAGGCAAUGGAAUUCCAUAAGCAAUAUUUAAGCUGUUCUGAGAAGCUGUACCAAGCCGGCCUACAGACUGUUGAUUUUGAACAGUCCACAGAAGAAGUGAGAAACACCAUUAAUGCUUGGGUUGAAAAUAAAACUAAUGGGAAAAUUAAAAACCUCUUUGGAAAGGGCUCAAUUGACCCUUCCUCUGUAAUGGUCCUGGUGAGCGCCAUAUAUUUCAAAGGACAAUGGCAAAAUAAAUUUCAGGAAAGAGAGACUGUUAAAACCCCCUUUCAGCUAAGUGAGGAUAAAAGUGUCAUUGUGGAAAUGAUGUAUCAAACUGGAACAUUUAAGUUGGCCUCCAUCAAGAAGCCACAGAUGCAGGUCCUUGAGCUGCCCUAUGCCGGCAACAAACUGAGCAUGAUCAUCCUGCUUCCAGUGGGUACAGCUAACCUAGAACAGAUAGAAAAGGAGCUGAAUGGCAGGACGUUCCAGGAGUGGACCAGCUCUGCUAACAUGAUGGAAAGAGACGUGGAAGUUCACAUCCCCAGAUUCAAGCUCGAAAUCAAGUAUGAGCUGAACUCCCUGCUCCAGUCCCUAGGGAUGACCGACAUCUUCAACCAGGCCAAAGCUGAUCUCUCUGGGAUGUCACCAGACAGACGCCUCUACUUAUCCAAAGUCAUCCACAAGUCCUACGUGGAUGUCAACGAAGAGGGCACGGAGGCAGCGGCAGCCUCUGGGGAAAGCAUUGCUGUGAAAAGACUCCCCAUCCGAGAUCAGUUUGUGGCAAAUCGUCCCUUCCUGUUCUUCAUAAAGGAAGUUUGUACCAAUAUGAUUCUCUUCGGGGGCAAGCUUGCCUCUCCAUAA